Sardina pilchardus (European sardine) is the source of this 2918-nucleotide messenger RNA. It is a transcript of the gene ints10, whose product is annotated as integrator complex subunit 10. Bases 26 to 2338 code for a protein of 770 amino acids. Gene Ontology annotation, cellular component: integrator complex. The transcript has 19 exons. NCBI's taxonomy places the organism in Eukaryota, Metazoa, Chordata, Actinopteri, Clupeiformes, Clupeidae. The record is from RefSeq and is a predicted model, not a curated record. Gene Ontology annotation, biological process: snRNA processing.
UUGGCUCUGGUCUUUCUUCGACUGCAUGUUGAAACCUAAAUGGUCAUACAGUUUUAAAGAGAGCGACAAGAUCAGAAGAAAGAAACCAUCAAGACCAUGUAUAGUACUAAACACGCCUAAAACGUGCGACGUUAUGUCUGCACAAGGGGACUGCGAGUUUCUCGUGAAACGAUCCCGCGAGCUAGUGUCAGAAGAUCCAUGGGCUGCAAAGGCAUGGCUAAUAACAGCCCGUACUCUUUAUCCUGCUGACUUCAACAUUCAGUACGAGAUGUACACCAUCGAGCGCAACGCUGAGAAGACUGCUUCCGCUGGCAGACUGCUGUAUGACAUGUUCAUCAACUUUCCUGAACAACCAGUGGUGUGGCGUGAGAUCUCAGUCAUCACAUCGGCACUAAGAAGUGACUGCCAAGACAAGCACGCACUCUUUUUGAGAGGUUUGUUUGAGACCCUUCCAGGGCGCAUUCAGUGUGAGAUGCUCCUGAAGGCUACAGAGCAGUGUUUCAAUACUUUAGAGAAGGCUGAGAUGUUGCUGCUGUUACUAAGAAGAUUUCCUGAGUCGGUAGUUCAGCAUGGGGUCAGCUUAGGGGAGUCUCUAUUAGAGGCUGAGAAUGUAGAAGACUUGGACACACCAGUCAACUGCUUCAGAAAACUUUUUGUCUGUGAUGUUCUCCCGCUGAUCAUGAACAACCUGGACAUGCGUCUACCUCCGAGCCUCUUGUGCAAGUACAUGCAUAAGGCAGCAGAGUUCUACAUCUGUUAUGUCACGCGCGGCCCAUCUACAGAUGGACAGAUACAAGGUGGUCAGGAGGGCGUGCUGAAGUCCCCCGGGGUGCUGCGUGGGGCGCAGCGCUAUGUGAUCGACGGCCUGUCCGAGAAGUCGUCUGUGGUGGCCGAGCCCUGGGAGAGACUGCUGGACAUCCUGGCUGUGGUGGGAGCGCGGUGUGAGUGGCAGGGAGACAAGGGGAGCAGGAGUUACCUGGAGCUGCUGCAGCGCGUGAAGGAGCUGUGCCGCUACCUGCCCAGUCUGGAGGGGGAGACGCUGUCCCGCUGCUGCAGUCAGGUGGUCACCUGUGCUGCCCUCGUGCUCUUCCGCAGUGCCUACCUCUACGUGUCCGUUGUGCAGCCUUCACUUUUCCAUGGUCACAGUUCACUGGGUUCAGGCCCAUGGAUCCUCCUGGAGGACUUGUCAAUGGUGUUCAGUGACAUUGAAGUGGAGAGAGCGUCAGGCAAGCAUGCACACAAAAAGCGCAAGCUGGCCGACGGCAGAGAGAAGACGAUGAGCUCAGACGAUGAGGAGGGUGCAGGGAAGGGCCGAGGGCGCCACGUCCUGGUCAAUAAGACGGAGAUGCAGGGCUGGAUGGAGACGCUGGAGAGCUUCCGCACGGCCAGGGAGAGCUGGGACCUGCUGCACUCCCACGACACCCUGGAGACCGAGUUCAACAAGAUGUGUGCAGCCUGGAAAACAGACAGCUGGCUGUGGCUCCGGAUAUUCCUUAGUGAUAUGAUCAUUUACCAGGGCCAGUACAGGAAGGCUCUGUCCAGUCUGGUCCAGAUGGCCUCUUUCCAGCCCCAGUCGAGUCCAACCCCCCCUGGAGGCGGCAGCCUGGAGAACCACAGGGCUCUGAUUCAGCAGGCAUCCUGCCACUACGCACUGGGAGAACACAGGUUGGCAUGUGAAAAAUUGCUUGAGGUUGCUGGUGGACUGGUCCCGCAAGCCCAGGACCAAGGGAAGCAUUGUGAGGAAAAUGGAAAACCAAGGACCAAAUCUAGAAAGGGAAAUGGCCUCAGGCUCCUGCCAUGUACAAGCAAGGCAAUCUUGCCUUACUGUCUCCAGUUGAUGCUGGCCUGUUUCAAGCCGCGGGCCUUCACGGACGUCAGAGACGACCUGGCCCUGGGUCAUGUGGUCGUGCUCCUGCAACAUGAUUGGCCACAGGGCGAGACACUGUUUCUGAAGGCAGUGGAUAAAAUCUGCCAGCAGGGCAGCUUCCAGUACGAAAACUUCUUCAACUAUGUCACCAACAUUGACAUGCUGGAAGAAUUUGCUUACCUUCGCACCAGCGAGGGAGGGCGUGUCCAGCUGGAGCUAUUGCCCAAUCAGGGCAUGCUCAUCAAGAACCCCAGCCCCGCUCUGGGGGUGGAGUUUAACCCCCUGCUGCUUCCUGGGGCGCAGCCGACUGACAGGCACCACACAGUGACACGUGGCAUCACUAAAGGAGUGAAAGAGGAUUUCCGUCUGGCGAUGGAGAGGCAAGUGUCUAGAUGUGGGGAGAAUCUCCUCACCGUGUUGCACCGGUUCUGCAUCAAUGAGAAGAUCAUCCUCAUUCAGUCGUUAGCUUAAGGGCUUUGAAGCUUUCAACACUGACUUGUUUCUACUUUGGACUGAAGUGUGCCUACUCCUCACCAUUAGGGGUUCUUGUGUGAUCCUGAGCCUCACAUCUAGUUUCAUCAUCAUUUGUGUCAAACAAUAACGAUGGUCUUUCCAUCGUGCUGUGACAAAAACGCUACUUCUCAGGACUAAGACAUUCAUUCCCCUGUGCUUCAUGUGAUUUUCCUCUUCAUGUUUCUCAUCUUUUUGCUUUUUGUGCUGAAAAGUGCAGUUCACCCUGUUGCGGGUUUGUUUCCCCUAUUGAAGAUACUGGUUUGGUCUUCACCUGGGCAUAAUGUGGAGGCUAUGGAGAAUUUGUGUGAUUGGCUACGUGGACAUGAGUAGUGUAUUCAGUGGAUUUCCUGAUAGGUUAGAUGGAUAGCUGGGUAUUGGUAAUGCUUUAGGUAUCUUGAAGUGUUGCAUUGUCAAAAUUGUAUUUUUACCUUAUCUUUAUUUUCUUUAAUGUCUCUUCAUAUACUGUGACCGUUUGUAAAUUAUGCCAUUAUCCCACAAAGGGAUAUUUCAAAUAAAUACAAGUAUUACAUUUCUAAAA